This is a messenger RNA of Kogia breviceps (pygmy sperm whale), 2609 nucleotides long. RefSeq names its product ATP binding cassette subfamily D member 1 (gene ABCD1). Lineage: Eukaryota; Metazoa; Chordata; Mammalia; Artiodactyla; Physeteridae. Gene Ontology annotation, biological process: fatty acid beta-oxidation; peroxisome organization; very long-chain fatty acid catabolic process. Gene Ontology annotation, molecular function: ATP hydrolysis activity; ATP binding; long-chain fatty acid transmembrane transporter activity. The record is from RefSeq and is a predicted model, not a curated record. Gene Ontology annotation, cellular component: peroxisome; peroxisomal membrane.
GGUAGGUGGGGAUUCUGCGCGGGUGGCGGAGUCGCAGUCGCUUCAGCCAGGCUGCGGAGCGGACGGACGCGCCCGGUGCCCCGGGGGAGGAGGAGGCGGAGAGGAGAAGACGCCCUCUCUGCCCGAGACCUCUGGAGGCUCUGACCCCAGGGACCAGGGGACUGACAAGUUCCUCCACCUCGGCUGCCUGAAGAGGCCGCGACCCUGGAGGCCCCUGAGCCCACCGCACCAGGGGGCCCAGCACCACCCGGGUGGCCUAAAGCGACAGUCUCAGGGACCACUGCGAGGUUUCCAGUUGCCUAGACAACGAGCCUGGGGUCAGAGCCACCACCCUUCCAGCCACCUGCUUCCUCUGCUGCCUCAGGCACCAGUCCCAGCCCCGUGAGUCCAGCCCAGGUGACAUGACGGUGCUCUCGACCCCCCGGCCCUCGCGGGUGACCACGCUGAAGCGCACAGCUGUGGUUCUGGCCCUCACGGCCUAUGGAGCCCACAAAAUCUACCCCCUGGUGCGGCAGUGCCUGGCUCCGGCCAGGGGCCCUCAGACGCCGGCUGGGGAGUCCGCGCAGGAGGCCUCCGGGGCCACGGUGGGCGCAGCGGCCAAGGCCGGUGUCAACCGGGUGUUCUUCCAGCGACUCCUGUGGCUCCUGCGGCUGCUCUUCCCCAGGAUCCUGUGCCGGGAGACGGGGCUGCUGGCGCUGCACUCAGCCGCACUGGUGAGCCGGACUUUCCUGUCGGUGUACGUGGCCCGCCUGGACGGCCGGCUGGCCCGCUGCAUCGUGCGCAAGGACCCCCGGGCCUUCGGCUGGCAGCUCCUGCAGUGGCUCCUCAUCGCGCUUCCUGCCACCUUCGUCAACAGUGCCAUCCGCUACCUAGAGGGCCGACUGGCCCUGGCGUUCCGCAGCCGGCUGGUGGCCCACGCCUACAGCCUCUACUUCUCCCAGCAGACGUACUACCGGGUCAGCAACAUGGACGGGCGGCUCCGCAACCCGGACCAGUCCCUGACGGAGGACGUGGUGGCCUUUGCCGCCUCCGUGGCCCACCUCUACUCCAACCUGACCAAGCCGCUCCUGGACGUGGCUGUGACCACCUACACCCUGGUUCGAGUGGCCCGCUCCCGCGGGGCCGGCACAGCCUGGCCCUCGGCCAUCGCUGGCCUUGUGGUGUUCCUCACGGCCAACGUGCUGCGAGCCUUCUCGCCCAAGUUCGGGGAGCUGGUGGCAGAGGAGGCGCGGCGGAAGGGGGAGUUGCGCUACAUGCACUCCCGGGUGGUGGCCAACUCGGAGGAGAUUGCCUUCUAUGGGGGCCACGAGGUGGAGCUGGCCCUGCUGCAGCACUCCUACCAGGACCUGGCUUCGCAGAUCAACCUCAUUCUGCUGGAACGCCUGUGGUACGUCAUGCUGGAGCAGUUCCUCAUGAAGUACGUGUGGAGCGCCUCAGGACUGCUCAUGGUGGCCGUCCCCAUCAUCACCGCCACCGGCUACUCAGAGGCAGACUCGGAGGUGGCGAAGAAGGCGGCCUUGGAGGCGAGGGAGGAGGAGAUGGUGAGCGAGCGCACGGAAGCCUUCACCAUCGCCCGCAACCUCCUCACAGCUGCCGCGGACGCCAUCGAGCGGGUCAUGGUGUCCUACAAGGAGGUGACAGAGUUGGCUGGCUACACAGCCCGGGUCCAUGAGAUGUUCCAGGUGUUUGAAGACGUCCGGCACUGCCGUUUCAAGAGACCCGGGGAGCCAGAGGAGGCUCAGGCAGGGUCCGGGGCCGUGGUGAGGCCCGGUGUCCGUGUGGAGGGGUCCCUGCAGAUCCGAGGCCAAGUGGUGGACGUGGAGCAGGGCAUUGUGUGCGAGAACAUCCCCGUCGUCACGCCCACGGGGGAGGUCGUGGUGGCCAGCCUCAACAUCAGGGUGGAAGAAGGCAUGCACCUGCUCAUCACGGGCCCCAACGGCUGCGGCAAGAGCUCUCUGUUCCGUAUCCUGGGCGGUCUCUGGCCCACCUAUGGUGGCGUGCUCUACAAGCCCCCACCCCAGCGCAUGUUCUACGUCCCCCAGAGGCCCUACAUGUCUGUGGGCUCCUUGCGCGACCAAGUGAUCUACCCGGACUCGGUGGAAGACAUGCGAAGGAAGGGCUUUUCCGAGCAGCACCUGGAGGCCAUCCUGGACAUCGUGCACCUGAACCACAUCCUGCAGCGGGAAGGAGGUUGGGAGGCCGUGUGUGACUGGAAGGACGUUCUGUCCGGGGGCGAGAAGCAGAGAGUUGGCAUGGCCCGCAUGUUCUACCACAGGCCCAAGUACGCCCUCCUGGAUGAAUGUACCAGUGCUGUGAGCAUCGACGUGGAAGGCAAGAUCUUCCAGGCGGCCAAGGAUGCAGGCAUUGCCCUGCUUUCCAUCACCCACCGACCCUCCCUGUGGAAGUACCACACGCACUUACUACAGUUCGACGGGGAGGGAGGCUGGAAGUUUGAGAAGCUGGACUCGGCCGCCCGCCUGAGCCUGACCGAGGAAAGGCAGCGUCUGGAGCAGCAGCUGGCGGGCGGGCCCCGGGUGCGGCACCGCCUCCAGGAGCUCCGCCAGGUCCUGGGCCACGGCCCCGGAGCCCUCCAGGCCGCAGCCACCUGA